AUACUGCCCCGUUCUCCUCUCCUCUUCCCCCAAAUCUGCGUGCGCCGCGGCAACCCUAGCCCCCGCGAUCCGCUCGCCGGAGGGGAGGGAGCCCCGCCGGCGUCCAUGGAGGUGAAGCUGUGGAACGACAAGCGCGAGCGGGAGCUCCUGGAGAGCUACGCGGACCUGUACGCGAUCAUCAAGGUCACGGAGAAGCUGGAACGGGCCUACGUCCGCGACCUCGUCUCAGCCGCCGACUACGAGGCGGAGUGCCUCAAGCUCAUCUCCCAGUUCAACUCCCUCUCCUCCUCGCUCGCCGGCACCGUCGCCGUCCCGCGCUUCGUCCAGGCGUACCGUCUCGAUUGCCCCGCCGCGCUCAACCGCCUCCUCCAGUCGGGCGUCCCGGCCACCGUCGAGCUCCGCGCCGCGUCCGCCUCAUCCGCGCCCGCCGCCACCUCCGCCUCCGCCGCAGCCAUCGCGCACUGCGUGCAGACCUUCAUCACCGCCAUGGACGCGGUCAAGCUCAACAUGCUUGCCAACGACCAGGUCCGCCCCCUGCUGCAGGACGUCGCUACAUCCAUGGCCAGGCUCGGCUCCCUACUGCCGCCCGACUUUGAGGGGAAGGUCAAGGUUAACGAGUGGCUUGGCAAGCUGCAUAAGAUGGGGGCCGCGGAUGAGCUCACCGAGCAGCAGGCCAGGCAGCUCAACUUCGACCUCGAUUCGGCCUACAGUGCCUUCUUGGCUGCGCUGCCCGCUGCUGGUCUGUAACGGGGUAAGGAUCUACCAGCUUGAUUUUUAUUUGGUUGGUUCGGUCUAUUAUGCUUUUGACACUGGAGCACUACUCUCCACUACUAUAGUACUAUAGAUAUCUGUAAUUUCGGUACUGCUAUUUGUUGUCAAUAAGAAAGUUUUGUUUUCCUUUGUAUACAGUAAAUAUGUUUAUUGCAUGGCAUACAUUCACAUUACAAUGCUUGCAAAUGACCUGUUUAUUUGGAUACAUUUAUUCUAUUCUCUGUGGAACAUAUGGACUUAUGAAGUGAUAACUGUAUAAUAUAUUGUUCUCUCC
Molecule: messenger RNA, 1045 nt
Organism: Zea mays
Lineage: Eukaryota; Viridiplantae; Streptophyta; Magnoliopsida; Poales; Poaceae
Product: VPS28-like protein
Exons: 1
Coding region: 106-747 (213 amino acids)
Biological process (GO): protein transport to vacuole involved in ubiquitin-dependent protein catabolic process via the multivesicular body sorting pathway
Cellular component (GO): ESCRT I complex
Molecular function (GO): protein-containing complex binding
Source: RefSeq, marked validated